AUGUUACACAUGCGAGAAAAUAAACUGACCGCUGCAAUCGACACACUGGAAAAGAAGCAUUCAGAAAAGAAGGAAGAAAAACUCGACAAUAUGAAGGAGCAAAUGAAGAUGAAAAACCUGGAAAAGCAGGUCAAUCUAAAAGUGGCAGAGGUAGCAAAGCUGCAAGAGGAAAACAACACGAUGAAAAAUAGAUUAAACGAGCUGAUCGAGAAGAAAGGAUCAGAAAUGGCGGACAUGUACAAUACUUUUCCUCCGAGGAAAAUAGCGGAUCAAUUUAAAGACUUAUAUGCGUCUUUGAGAAAUGACGCAUUUCAGUUUUAUAAAUCGUCACUAAAUAUGGCCGACCAGGUAGCAGCUGCGAGAACAAUGGACAUUGUUCGUGAUGCCUACGCAUUUUGCGAGGAAGCCAGCUUAUAUCAACAUGGCAGCGUAAUAUGUGGACUUGUGAAUCCUUGCGAAAUAUUUAAUGUGCAUCAGAGUGGUUACAAGGUGGACGAAGUGGACUCGAAGCAAAUAAGCAAUAUAAGAAAACAAACGAGCAAGUACUCUUGUGAACACAUUAAAAAUGCAUUUGUCACAAAGUUGGAGUCGUCACAAGAAAAAUAUUCCUUGGAAGAGUUGACAGGAUGCAUGGCAUACAUAGAACGAUCUGUAGAGCUGUGCUGGUACAUGUGCUUGCAAACGCCCCCUAUGCACAUAGGAUUUGCUGACAAUGAUAAGCAGGACAUAGCAGUGGACAAAACCAAAUACGAAAUAGGUUCUGGAAAAGGAACCAAAGUGGAUUUUGUUCUGUGGCCUCCUUUAUACGACGAAAAAGAGGGAAACAUUGUAAUGAAGGGCGUUAUACAAACGAAAUAACGCAUAUAAUUGAAAGUUGGUGUGAAAGUGUGACAGCGGACAUAGAAACACGUUCAACUCGUCUAAAAGUGUAUGCACUAUAAUCAACAUUCUACAUUAUUUUAUA
This is a messenger RNA of Dreissena polymorpha, 964 nucleotides long. RefSeq lists its product as uncharacterized. NCBI's taxonomy places the organism in Eukaryota, Metazoa, Mollusca, Bivalvia, Myida, Dreissenidae. The record is from RefSeq and is a predicted model, not a curated record. Bases 1 to 858 code for a protein of 285 amino acids. The transcript is spliced from 7 exons.